AUGGCUGGUCUUGCGGAUGCUCUAGGAGAGGCGGUAUCCGGAGGAGCAGGAGCCGUAGGGACAUGUGUCGGCAAAGCAAUCCUAGAAAGCGGUGGAGACGUAGUCUUCCUAGACAUCAUCCCCGAACCCAACCCAGAAACUUGGGAAACCAUCCUCGAAACCGCCCGCGCCAACAACACCCACGCCUUCUACCAUACCCUCAACAUCCAAGACGAACCCAGCAUAACCACCGCCUUCACCGCCCUCCUCCCAAUCCUCCACCAUCCCAUCCGCGGCCUCGUCCACUGCGCCGCAAUCUCCGGAGAAAGCGACGCCUGCACCUACCCCACCGCCACCUUCCGCCGCAUCCUCGACGUAAACCUAACCGGCACAUUCCUCAUCGCCCGCGCCGUAGCCAGUCAACUCCACCGCACCCAACAAACCGGCAGCAUCGUCCUCAUAGCCUCCAUUUCGGGCCACGUUUCCAACCGCGGUAUCAACACAGCCGCGUACAACGCUUCCAAAGCUGGUGUGCACCAGUUGUGUCGGUCGCUGGCGGCGGAGUGGGGGCAUCCACAGAAUACUUUCCCGGGUAGUACGGUGUCGGAGACGAAUCCUGAAGGAGGAGUCAUGGGCGCGAGAGAGGUGUAUCCGCCUAUUAGGGUUAAUUCGGUUAGUCCGGGGCAUAUCGAUACUGCGUUGAGUCGGGCGGCGAGGGAGAGGGGUUUGACGGAUGAGUGGGCGAGGCAGAAUAUGCUAGGGCGGAUUAGUGUGGUUGAGGAGUUUAGGGCGCCGGUACUGUUUUUGCUAGGGGAGGGAAGUAGUUAUGUUACUGGUUCAGACUUGAGAGUUGAUGGUGGCCAUUGUGCUUGGUAG
Messenger RNA from Pyrenophora tritici-repentis Pt-1C-BFP, 855 nucleotides. The record is from RefSeq and is a predicted model, not a curated record. Lineage: Eukaryota; Fungi; Ascomycota; Dothideomycetes; Pleosporales; Pleosporaceae.